This is a messenger RNA of Mus pahari (shrew mouse), 1326 nucleotides long. It is a transcript of the gene Cldn7, whose product is annotated as claudin 7. Gene Ontology annotation, biological process: cell adhesion; bicellular tight junction assembly. Gene Ontology annotation, molecular function: structural molecule activity. Bases 513 to 1148 code for a protein of 211 amino acids. Gene Ontology annotation, cellular component: bicellular tight junction; plasma membrane. The transcript is spliced from 4 exons. Lineage: Eukaryota; Metazoa; Chordata; Mammalia; Rodentia; Muridae. The record is from RefSeq and is a predicted model, not a curated record.
AAGCUGCAGCGCUCCCGGUGCCUGCGGGGGCGCGUCCCCGACGUCCUGCAUAUAUAUACUCAGGUGCGCCGCACCUGCUCGCCCGCACCUGCCGCCGCACCGCCAGCUCCCUCUGCCGCGCACCGCAGCCUGGGGCCCAAGGGCCCGCAUACUUUCUGGGGGCCACGCCCUAACGGCCCCUCCACUUCUUUGGGUAGUCUCGGAGCACGCCGGUGGAAACCGCCUGGCCUUCGGGGACCGCUUUUGUCUGGAACCAGUCCUUCGGGCGAAGCCAGUUUCCUCUGCUGUGAGAGUGUCGCUUCACCGGAGGGGACGAUUUGUGUUUACCUCGGUUAACAAGAUUUGUAGUUACCCGGUCUAAAAAAAAAAAAGAAAAUCUUUUUCUCCUCUGGGUGACUUAAGUUUCUAUCCAAAUUUUCUUGUGUUGCUGUUCCCCGGAUUUUUGUUUUUUGUUUUUUUUUUUACUGUAGGGUCGCCCUCCCGGUGCGUCCCAUCUUUUCUGAGACAAGGAAAUGGCUAACUCGGGCCUGCAACUGCUGGGCUUUUCAAUGGCCAUGCUUGGCUGGGUGGGCCUGAUAGCGAGCACUGCCAUCCCGCAGUGGCAGAUGAGCUCCUAUGCGGGCGACAACAUCAUCACAGCCCAGGCCAUGUACAAGGGGCUCUGGAUGGAGUGCGUCACGCAGAGCACCGGCAUGAUGAGCUGCAAAAUGUACGACUCGGUGCUCGCCCUACCGGGGGCCCUGCAGGCCACUCGAGCCUUAAUGGUGGUGUCCCUGGUGUUGGGCUUCUUGGCCAUGUUUGUCGCCACGAUGGGCAUGAAGUGCACACGCUGUGGGGGAGAUGACAAAGCGAAGAAGGCACGUAUAGCUAUGACUGGAGGCAUUAUUUUCAUCGUGGCAGGUCUUGCCGCCUUGGUAGCAUGUUCCUGGAUUGGUCAUCAGAUUGUCACAGACUUUUAUAACCCCUUGACGCCCAUGAACAUUAAGUAUGAGUUCGGGCCUGCCAUCUUUAUCGGCUGGGCAGGGUCUGCUCUGGUCAUUCUGGGAGGUGCCCUGCUCUCUUGCUCCUGUCCAGGCAGUGAGAGCAAAGCUGCCUACCGAGCACCCCGAUCCUACCCCAAGUCCAAUUCCUCCAAGGAAUAUGUGUGAGCUGGGGAGACCAGCCUGCGGGCAAGGUGGGAGGCAAAGGCCUCCUGGUCACUCCACCCCCAAACAUCAUGUAUAGUUAGCUUGGGGGGAGGGCAGUUGGGGGGGGGUCUGGGAGAGGAAGACAAAACAUGGGGAGGGUGUGCUUUUGUACAGAAAUAAAAUUAAGUUUUGGAAAUUA